This is a messenger RNA of Anthostomella pinea, 990 nucleotides long. Lineage: Eukaryota; Fungi; Ascomycota; Sordariomycetes; Xylariales; Xylariaceae. The record is from the annotation of a GenBank genome assembly.
AUGUUUCACCGUUUCGACUUCUCUACUUUCCGCAGCGCCGAUCAGGCCGAGCGUGAGGAGUUUUGCCGCCAAUUCGUAGCCAGUUUGCAGCAGCAUGGCUUCUGCAAAAUAGUCAACCAUUAUGUACCGCCGGCGGACAUCGACCAGGCAUUUGAGAUCAGCCGGGCGUUCUUCGAGCUGCCUCUUAAUGAGAAGCUUAAGUCUCCUCAUCCCGCAGCAGACAACCCACACCGAGGCUACAGCGCCUUUGGCGUCGAGAAGGUCUCAACGCACUCGAAUUAUGACGCUGCGAACCCGAUGCCACUGCUUAAGGAUAUGAAGGAAUCCUACGACAUCGGCUCUGAGAGUGACCCUCUGUGGGAUAACAUCUGGCCUCCAUCCGGCGUACUUGAUACCUUUCGGCCCACCUUCACCUCCUUCUAUUCAGCCUGCUACCACGCCGAGCUCGCCAUUCUUGAGGCCCUUUCGCUAGGGCUGGGACUCCCCGCGGAAACGCUAGCCAACCUCCACAAGGACGAGAUCAAUGAGUUGCGUCUGACGCGCUAUCCUGAAGUGUCGCGCAGCGACUUUGCGCACUCCACGCGGAUAGCGGCUCAUACUGACUUUGGUACCAUUACGUUGCUUUUUCAGGAUGACGUGGGCGGACUGCAGGUAGAGGCACCAUAUGGGAGUGGAAAGUUCAUAGACAUUGACAGCGGAGGCCGCUAUGAAUGCAUCCUCAACGUGGGAGACUGCCUACGCAAAUGGACAGGACUCUGCAGUGCGAGGCAUCGUGUGCACUUGUCCGAGGCGGUCCAAACCAACGGGUCUGAAAUGGGCCUGACAAAUGAUGUAGUCCCAGAGCGCUAUUCCAUUGCGUACUUCGCAAAACCGGAUCGGACGGCAAGUUUGCGGCCGCUCUUGGGCUCUGAGGCUGACAAGUCAAAUGAUGGGACUGUGUGUAUGACUGCUGGAGAGUUUCAGAACAUGAGGAUUCAAGGAACCUAUUAG